AUGUCGACUAUGCAUCGAGUCUGUGCCUCGUCCACCAUCUGGAUACAUCUUUUCGGAUCGGCAAAUCCUUCGACAAACUGAAUAUUUUCAUAACAAACGUGACCAAAUUCAGCCUAAAUAUGAUAUCGAUCUAUACCAUGCUACAGUCGUAGCUGUCCUGCCUGCAAACUGCUCAGCAAUGUUUCGAAAUGUAAUCGAAUCGUUAUUUAUUACUUAUGCUGAAACAUCGCUCAAUACAAUCGGCAACGUUCUAAAUGAAGAGCAACAACGAAACCGUUAUUAUCCAUUAGAUAAUCCUUGGCUAAUUCGGGGCAAUGAGUGGUGUCAAGAAUUGGUGCGUCGACCACAGCCCAAAAUUAGUCAUAUUUAA
This is a messenger RNA of Adineta ricciae, 370 nucleotides long. Lineage: Eukaryota; Metazoa; Rotifera; Eurotatoria; Adinetida; Adinetidae. The record is from the annotation of a GenBank genome assembly.